CUUCCCCUCCAACUCAGACCCCUCUGCCUCUCUCUCCUCACGAUUUCUCCAUCACAAAAACAUUCUUCGCAGUUAGAACAAAACCUCUCAAAUUUCCCACUCCAUUUUCCAUGGAUUCUUGCAGCACUGUUUCUUCCCCUUUCGACUGUCUAAUGUUUGAUUUGGACGACACUUUGUACUCUUCCAAGACUGGAAUUGGGAAAGCUCUUAAACAGAACGUUCAAGAUUUUCUCGUUGAGAAAUGCGGAUUUUCGGAAUCAGAAGCUCCGGAUGUGAACAGAGAGCUUUUCAGAACUUACGGGAGCUCCUUGGCCGGCCUUCGGGCUUUAGGGUAUGAUAUUAAUCCCGAUGAUUAUCACGGUUUCGUGCACGGAAGAUUGCCGUACGAUUUGAUCAAACCCGACUCUCGGUUGCGUAACAUUUUGCAGUCGAUCAAACAAAGAAAAAUCAUUUUCACAAAUUCGGACAGAAUUCACGCGAUGAAAGCGUUGGAUCGUCUCGGGAUCAGAGAUUGUUUCGAGAAAAUCAUAUGUUUCGAGACGAUGAAUCCGAAUUUGUCGAAGUCCACGCGUCCCGAUGAAUUUCCUGUGGUCUUAAAGCCUUCAAUGGAAGCAAUGAGAAUCGCCAUUGAUGUUGCGGAGAUUGAUCCACGCCGUACGUUGUUUUUGGAUGACAACGUGAAGAAUGUAGCUGCUGGGAAGGCUGUCGGGCUCCGGACAGUUCUGGUUGGGAGUGCAAUAAAGAGCAAAGAAGCGGAUUACGCGAUGGAGACGGUGACAAACAUGGUGCAAGCGAUUCCAGAAAUAUGGGUAUUCAGUGAAGAGAAAGGUGAUGAAAGGAUUAGUCAGAACAGAGCUGAUCAAAUGGAUUCAGCUCUUGCAACCACAACUGUCGGUGCAUGAAACUCUUGUACAUCUUACUACUGUACAUCAUGGGUACUACGUUGUACCAUUUGUACAUUCAGCUCAAUGUAAAUUAUUAUCCUAAUCUUGUUCAAUGUGGACGGACGGACAUGAUAUGUCCACACUCUGCACAUAAAUAAAAACUAAGCAUUAAGCUGAUUUACUUCUAA
Messenger RNA from Sesamum indicum (sesame), 1072 nucleotides. Its product is annotated as Haloacid dehalogenase-like hydrolase (HAD) superfamily protein. Lineage: Eukaryota; Viridiplantae; Streptophyta; Magnoliopsida; Lamiales; Pedaliaceae. The record is from RefSeq and is a predicted model, not a curated record.